Messenger RNA from Rhizoctonia solani, 2076 nucleotides. RefSeq names its product Tyrosine kinase specific for activated. Lineage: Eukaryota; Fungi; Basidiomycota; Agaricomycetes; Cantharellales; Ceratobasidiaceae. The record is from RefSeq and is a predicted model, not a curated record. Gene Ontology annotation, biological process: protein phosphorylation. The transcript has 10 exons. Gene Ontology annotation, molecular function: protein serine/threonine kinase activity; ATP binding. The coding region runs from base 1 to 2076 and encodes 691 amino acids. Gene Ontology annotation, cellular component: cytoplasm; plasma membrane; nucleus.
AUGGCUACCAACAAUGAUAGCACACCCGUGCCUGCGCCUGCGCGAUCCAAGACGAUGGGGCAUUCGUCGUCGUUCUUGAACCUCAAGGGAAUGUUCAAGAUAGGAGACAAGGCGAAAAAAGACAAGGAAACACCUGGAACACCGCCUGUGCUGGGGAUCGACACACAGUCCUUGGGGACACCGACUGUAACGACACCUACUCCCCUUGCUGAUGGUCCUGUUACCUGUACCUCUCCCGCACAGAUAGCCCCAAUGACCCCUGCCUCCAAUGACGGUCGUUACUCUUACAACUCGUCCGAAACUCGCUCCAGUGACUCGCAAGGUGCCACUCGCAAGGGCCGCUCCAGGCCUACCAGAGGCUCCCAAACCCCCUCUACAUCUCCCUCGGUCUCUCGCUCGACUUCCUCGCACGCACUCACAAGCACUCAGAAUGGUUCCAAGCCAGACAAGUAUCGAAGCCUCGGCCGCUUUGAAUCGGCCUCCAAGCCGCCUACCGCAAACUCAUCACAGCAGUCGAUUACUAUUCCCACUUCUCCAAAUACAAAGAAUGCACCGCUCUCCCCCCGUAGCAUGGGUGCGUCAGCAUCGCGUUUCAUCCGCCGAGUCGCGUCUGCUCCCAAUGCCAAAAAUAUGUUCUCAAUCAACACCAGCUCCAAGUCUACCACUCGCAACGGUCUCUUGUCGCCUGGACUCGACCCAUCGAUCCCACCAGUUCCAUCCUUCUUAUCCGGAGCUGACAAAACAUCUGGUUCGCCUCAUUCUUCUCCACCAUACUCCCGUUCGUUCGUUAACCGUGCCUCUCGUACAAUGUCAGCCUCGGGAAAGCAAAAGCAUCUCUCCCCCAACGAAAAGGCCGCAGACAUGGGGAGGGCACAGUUUCGACGAACAUAUUCCAGCAAUUCAAUCAAGAUCCGAUCAGUCGAAGUUGGCCCUAGCAGCUUUCAAAAGAUCAAAUUGUUGGGAAGGGGUGACGUUGGCAAGGUUUACCUCGUUCGCGAGAAAAAAUCUGACAAAUUGUUCGCCAUGAAAGUCUUGUCCAAGAAGGAAAUGAUCGCACGCAAGAAAAUCAAGCGCGCGCUUGCCGAGCAAGAAAUCCUGGCAACGGCUAACCAUCCUUUCAUCGUUACCUUGUAUCACUCCUUCCAGUCUGAAGAUUAUUUGUAUUUCUGCAUGGAGUAUUGCGCCGGUGGCGAGUUUUUCCGUGCAUUGCAAACCCGCCCCGGAAAGUGCUUGUCAGAGGACGAUGCUAGGUUUUACGCCGCCGAGGUGACGGCCGCGCUGGAAUACCUCCACCUGAUGGGUUUUAUUUAUCGUGAUCUUAAACCCGAAAAUAUCCUGUUGCAUCAGUCGGGUCACAUCAUGCUUUCCGAUUUUGACUUGGCCAAGCAGGCUGGGUCCCUGGGUGGGGAGGCUCCGGCCAUUGCACAUCUUGAACCCAAUGGCGUUCCGCUUGUUGAUACGAAAACGUGUACAGCCAACAUAAGGACCAACUCGUUUGUAGGAACAGAAGAGUAUAUUGCACCAGAGGUUAUCGAAAACAGCGGUCACACCUCGGCUGUCGACUGGUGGACGCUCGGGAUCUUAAUCUACGAGAUGAUUUGCGCCACAACGCCUUUCAAGGGCUCGAACAGAAAUGCCACUUUCCAAAACGUAAUGAAGUUGCCCGUUCAAUACCCUGAGUCUGUCAAGAUAUCACCACAAGGCAGGGAUAUCAUCGUUAGGCUCUUGGACAAGAGCGAGCUCACCCGACUGGGUAGCCAAAGUGGCGCGAGUGAGGUCAAACAACACAAGUGGUUUGCAAAACUCAACUGGGGAUUGCUGCGCAACCAACGACCGCCGAUCCAGCCUGCGGUAGCAAAAGGUAUCGACGCGGUCAAUUUCCGGAAUAUGAAAGAGUCGUCCUCUCUUGAUUUGGAUGGAUCGAAGCGUGCUGCGACUGCACCCGGAACGCCGGUGCCCACUACACCAGCCUUGUUCACUAAUGAGGAUGGAAUGGAGCCUGCGCCGACCAAUCCUAUGGAUGACCUCUUUGUUGGAUUCUCAAGCGUCACCCUUCACUAUGACGGCGAGAACUAA